Messenger RNA from Octodon degus (degu), 3645 nucleotides. It is a transcript of the gene Invs, whose product is annotated as inversin. The record is from RefSeq and is a predicted model, not a curated record. Gene Ontology annotation, molecular function: protein binding. NCBI's taxonomy places the organism in Eukaryota, Metazoa, Chordata, Mammalia, Rodentia, Octodontidae. The transcript has 19 exons. The coding region runs from base 173 to 3499 and encodes 1108 amino acids.
CUUCUCUCGGGGCCUUCUGAAGGGGCUUGUUCAUUUCAGCGCCCACGGAUCAGAACCUACGGGUGUGGUGUCGCUUUCCUAGGUGGAGGGGCGGCCCCUUGGGGUUUGCUUCCUGGAGCAGCCUCCUGGGACGUCAGUCCUGGAGGAGGCGAGGGCUGCUCCAGUUGUUGAAAUGACUAUGAACAAGUCAGAGAACUUUUUCUUUACUGGCUCUUCAUUAGCGUCACAAGUUCAUGCUGCUGCGGUAAAUGGAGAUAAGGGUACGCUUCAAAGGCUCAUCAUAGGAAACCCUGCUCUUAAAGACAAAGAAGACCAGUUUGGGCGGACACCACUUAUGUACUGUGUGCUGGCCGACAGAUUGGACUGUGCUGAUGCUCUCCUAAAGGCAGGAGCAGAUGUCAAUAAAACUGACCACAGCCAGAGAACGGCCCUCCACCUCGCAGCUCAAAAGGGAAAUUAUCGUUUCAUGAAACUCUUACUCACACGUAGAGCAAACUGGAUGCAAAAGGACCUAGAAGAGAUGACGCCUUUGCACUUGACCACCCGGCACAAGAGCCCUAAGUGUUUGACACUGCUGCUGAAGUUUAUGGCACCAGGCGAAGUGGAUACACAGGAUAAAAACAAGCAAACAGCUCUGCACUGGAGCGCCUACUACAACAAUCCUGAGCACGUGAAGCUGCUGAUCAAGCAUGAUUCCAACAUUGGGAUCCCUGACGUUGAAGGCAAGAUCCCACUGCACUGGGCAGCCAACCAUAAGGAUCCGAGUGCUGUGCACACAGUGAGGUGCAUUCUGGAUGCUGCUCCCACUGAGUCUUUACUGAACUGGCAGGACUAUGAGGGUCGCACACCGCUUCACUUCGCAGUUGCCGAUGGGAAUGUGACAGUGGUUGAUGUCUUAACCUCCUACGAAAGCUGCAACAUAACAUCUUAUGAUAACUUAUUUCGAACCCCGCUUCACUGGGCAGCUUUGCUAGGCCACGCACAGAUUGUCCAUCUCCUUUUAGAAAGAAAUAAGUCUGGAACUAUCCCGUCUGACAGCCAAGGGGCAACACCCUUGCACUACGCAGCUCAGAGUAACUUUGCAGAAACAGUUAAAGUAUUUUUAAAACAUCCUUCAGUGAAAGAUGAUUCAGACCUGGAAGGAAGAACAUCCUUUAUGUGGGCAGCAGGCAAAGGCAGCGAUGAGGUCCUUAGAACUAUGCUGAGUUUCAAGUCUGACAUUGAUAUUAACAUGGCAGACAAAUAUGGAGGCACAGCUUUGCAUGCUGCUGCCCUUUCCGGCCACGUCAGCACUGUGAAGUUAUUAUUGGAAAAUGAUGCUCAAGUAGAUGCUACUGAUGUCAUGAAACAUACUCCACUUUUUCGAGCUUGUGAGAUGGGACACAAAGAUGUGAUUCAGACACUUAUUAAAGGUGGAGCAAGAGUAGAUCUAGUUGACCAAGACGGACACUCACUUCUACACUGGGCAGCCCUGGGAGGAAAUGCUGAUGUUUGCCAGAUUUUGAUAGAAAAUAAAAUCAAUCCAAAUGUACAAGAUUAUGCAGGAAGAACCCCUCUGCAGUGUGCUGCAUAUGGGGGAUAUAUCAACUGCAUGGCUGUGCUCAUGGAAAAUAAUGCAGACCCUAACAUUCAAGACAAAGAGGGAAGAACAGCUCUGCACUGGUCCUGUAACAACGGAUACCUUGAUGCCAUUAAACUGUUGCUAGACUUUGCUGCUUUUCCUAAUCAGAUGGAAAACAAUGAAGAAAGGUACACACCCCUGGACUAUGCUCUGCUUGGUGAGCGCCAUGAAGUGAUCCAGUUCAUGUUGGAGCGCGGUGCCCUCUCUAUCGCAGCCAUACAAGACAUUGCUGCCUUCAAAAUCCAAGCUGUCUACAAAGGGUACAAGGUCAGGAAAGCUUUCCGAGACCGGAAGAACCUGCUAAUGAAGCAUGAGCAGUUGAGAAAAGAUGCUGCCGCCAAGAGACAAAGACCAAAAAAUCCGAACAUGGUUAGCACAGGUGCAAUUGUUUUUGAAUAUUUUCAAUCGUUGCCCAUGUUAGUUUUGGACAGUAACUAUUCUUCCCUUUUGUCUCACCAAGAAACAUGCAAGGAACACUCUAAAAGCCACUCUGUCUGUGUCCACAUCAGACCUGAUGAAGGCAGUGGUGGAGACUGGUGUUCCAGAGUCUCCUCCGUGGAGAAGUCCAGAGGUGAGACAGCAGCAGAGCAUCGGUGUGAGAAGGGGAAAAGGACGUCGAAGCUGCCCUCUGCUGUCAGGGGUGCAAGGCCUGAUGACAAAGGAGAGGACCCCAGCCGUGGGGCUGCAAGCCUUCCACCACAGGAUAAGCACUGGAAGCCCAGUAGACAGCACGACUCAGCACCCAAGGCCAGAAGUGGCCCACAGAAAAGGCGCACUCAGGAGCUACGAGGAAGGUGCUCCCCAGCUGGCUCAAGCCGGCCUGGCAGUGCCAGGGGGGAGGUGGCCCAUGCUGGGCAGAAUCCUCUCCACCACCGCACACCAAGAAGCAAAGUGACACCAGGCAAGCUCGAAGGAGGAACCUAUUCAGGUUUUCCAGAGAGCACAAAGGAAGUGAGGUCAGGAGCCAGGAAGCUGGGGCCAUCUACCCUAGCUGAGAACAUUCAGGUGUCUAAGGAGACUGAUCCAGCACCUGGACUCCUCUCUGGGCAGAGUGUGAAUAUUGACCUUCUCCCUGUAGAGCUCCGGCUGCAGAUUAUCCACAGAGAAAGAAGUAGGAAAGAUCUGUUUCGGAAAAAGAACAAAGCAGCAACUGUCAUCCAGUGUGCCUGGCGAAGCUAUCAGCUCAGGAAGCACCUGUCCCACCUUCUGCGCCAGAAGAAGCUUGGAGUGGCAGACACAGACAGAUGGGAGCGAGAGUGCACGGCACUGCUCCUCCAGAUUUGGAGGAAGGAACUGGCACUUAUGCUCCCAAAGACCACUGCAGUGAGCAGGACUCCCAGGAGUCCAUCCAAGGGCAUUGCAGGAACCAAGUCCACCAAGCACUCAGUGCUCAAGCACAUCUAUGGUUUGCCGAUGGUCUUUUUCAGUAAGUGUCACAGGUUCAAAGUCAUGCCCGUGACUACUCUUCGUUGCAUUCGGCUAAAGCGGGAAGAAGAAAAUAAGCGGAAAGAGGCAGAGCAGCAGAAAGGAUGGUUGAGCCCAAGUUCCCAUAGACCACAAGCCUUUCCCUGUCUUCUCCGUCCCCAUGAUGAGACCAGCAGGCAGAACAGGGACCCAAGAAGCCAGCCAUCUGCAAGCCACACAGUUCAGGGUCCUGAGCCAAGCAACGACAGGUCCCCAGGCAAAGCCCCCCACCAGGAGCAGAACAGCUCCUCAGACCUGCAGGGGACAGCCUCUAGGAAACCUCACGCUGUGCUACAUCUCAAUUCAGUGAGCAACUUGCAGUACAUACAUCUCCUUGAGAACAGUGGAAGAUCAAAGAACUUUUCUUAUAAUCUGCAAUCAACUACUCAAUCAAAAAGCAAACCAAAGCUUUGACUGCCAUAGAAGACUGGAAUAACCAGUGCAGAGCUGAUUCUUUGUGGAUUGUCUUUUACAUCUUGGAAAAACUUUAGCAUCAUGGCCAAGACUUUUAUUACCCUGAAAAUGUGGUAACAACUCAAAGAAUAUACCCAGCUGUUUAC